Messenger RNA from Morone saxatilis (striped sea-bass), 4060 nucleotides. It is a transcript of the gene tmem201, whose product is annotated as transmembrane protein 201. The transcript has 11 exons. Gene Ontology annotation, biological process: nuclear migration along microtubule. Gene Ontology annotation, cellular component: nuclear inner membrane. Bases 83 to 2080 code for a protein of 665 amino acids. Lineage: Eukaryota; Metazoa; Chordata; Actinopteri; Moronidae. Gene Ontology annotation, molecular function: actin filament binding; lamin binding. The record is from RefSeq and is a predicted model, not a curated record.
GGGGCGUGAACAAAAGGGGAUCCGCUUGCCGCGUGCGAUCUCGCGCCGUGUUUAGCGGUACAAAAACAUCGUUACAUUGUUCAUGUUUGUUAGCGCGGUUCGAGAGGAGAUGGAGGCGUUUCACCAGCUUCUGUUGGAGUAUCCUGAGUUAAUGUACAGCGGAGUCGGAGCCACGGCGGUUGUCGCCGGCGGGUCGCUCGUAUAUAAGAUCGUCACCAGAAAGAAGCCGACCCAUGCGAAUGUGAACUGCUGGUUCUGUAAUGACAACACAGUGGUGCCCUAUGGGAACAGGAACUGUUGGGAUUGUCCCAACUGUGACCAGUACAAUGGCUUCCAGGAGAAUGGGGAUUACAAUAAACCCAUCCCAGCUCAGUACAUGGAGCAUUUGAACCAUGGAGUAUCUGGUAGCCUUCCCACAUCUGAGGCGCCCAAGACCCUGCAGUGGGUCAACUGUCAGAUGCUGCUGUGCAGGAAGUGCAAUAACAACCAGUCUUUAAAGAUCAAGCAGCUGGCCUCAUUCAUCCCAAGGGAUGAUGAGAGCUAUGACGAGGAAAUUGAAGCCUACAAACACUACUUGGAGCAGACCUAUAAGUUGUGCAGGCCUUGUCAGACAGCAGUGGAGUAUUACAUCAAAUAUCAAAACCGUCAGCUUCGGACGGUGCUGCUGAACCACCAGCUCCGACGCAGUCGAGAAUCAGACAAGGGCUUCAUAAAGAGCUCCAAUUCUGUGUCUUCUCCCAUCGGGGUCAUACUGUUACGGGCCCUUGCCUUCCUGAUAUGUGCUUUCCUAGUUGUUACAUAUUUCAGUGAACUGCCGGACCAGCAUACUUCCCCUACUGGCCCUACUGGCCCGCAGACCCUAAGUGGUGGGGUCAAUCCUCCAAAGCCUAAACCCUCCAAUGAAUCCGCCCCGAAAAACGAAAGCAGUGGAGCCAUACCCGUAUGGCAGGGUCUCCUGGAGCUGCUCCCAGACAAGGCCAUAGACAAGGCCUUAGAAAAUGCCAAGCUGGUGUGGCAGCUUGGAAGGGACAACCAGCUGGCUGUAGUCUCUGUUGGCCUGUUAACUUGUCUCACUGCUAUCUUCUUGGGAGGACCUGUGAGGUUGAGGAGAAUUGAUGCUGUGGCCUCUGUCCUGUGGUUCGUCAUCCUGUGCCUCUACCUGGCUGAGAGCUACUGGACAAGUUCCUUGAGCUGGAUGGAUACAGCCAAGCUCAGUAUCAGCUGCGUCUGUUGCCUAGUGAGCUUUGCCGCUGCUGUGGCAACUCGCAAACCACCGGGUCCAAGAAGAGCCCGAUAUCGAAGAUACCUUGGAGGCAGCCAGUCUCUCUUGCUUUCUCCUGACCUGGCAGACACCUUUGUCCCCACCCCGCCCCCGAACCUCUCCAAGCUCAUCACCCGGCGACAAGGUCCUCGCGAGCGCAAGGCCUCCCCCUCCUCGCUGCCUGGGCGCCUCAGCAGAGCCCUCUGCCUUGGCACCAUGCCCUCCCUCACUAGGACGGAUUCUGGUUACCUGUUUAGUGGAAGCAGACCAGCCUCACAUUACAAAGACUCCCCGCCCUCAGACUACUUUUCACUGAAGUCGGGGAGCCGCCCAUCAUCCCCAGGCCCCUCUCCAACUCCUUCAGUAGCUGGGUCAGUUACAUCCAGUUCAGGUUCUGCCAGACAACGGCGCCCCCUCAUCAGCCCGGCUCGCCUCAACAUCAGCGGGCGGAAGCUCCGGCUUUUCUCAACAGAGCCAGAACCGACGCUCAUGUCCCCACCUGCGUCUCCGUCACAUUUCCACGUAGAGUCGACUUCUUCCAUUUACAGUGGCUGCUUCUCACACGACAUUUCACCCUUCCAAAGCCAAAAUGAUUUGAGCUCUUUGUUAAGGGAUGACAAUGUGAUUGAAGAAGAAGAGAAGCAGGGCAGCUCCUCGGGGUCCUCCACAUGCCUGGUUGGCACUACGACACAGGGGCUGGAGAACAACCCUCCACCAAAAGGUUUCAUGAAGAGUCUUAUUUGGCCGGGGCUUUUAUUGGUGAGCCUGACCUCCAACCUGUUGUUCGCCUGCCUCUAUAUGUACCAUAACUGGAGAUGAACUGUUGAUGGGUCCACUGUUCUCCUGUGACCUGUACAGAGUGAGUUGACCUCUGUCACGUCUGUGGACCUGGAGGUCAUUCAGCAAUGCCAGAAAACUCACCUUUUCUGGCAGUUACUUAUUGCUUAAUGAGAAUACAAAUGUCAGUUGUUGUUCUUUUUGACAGCGUUUCUCCUGUUUGGUUGGAGUUACGAAAAAACUGUAUGCUGAAAUCAAAUAUUAUGUGAUUGAUUGCUUAAAAAUAUUUAGGCUUUUGUGAUCUGGCCUUGUUUUUGUCUUUUGGUUUGUCACUGCUCCUCUUACACGAUCACAGGUGCACAUGUAAUUGAUUUAAAAGGCUCAGCUCUUGCACCGAUGCUUGGUGGCUUUUUAAAGACCGUUCUGUGAAAUGUGCAAUAAACAUGUACUUUUUCAGUCGAAGCUGCUUGGACUCAGAGGGUCAUGUCUUACCUACUUAUCGUGAUCAACUGAAUAACAUUUCUGGUUCUUUACAAGAGCCAAAAAUUGGAAAACAUUGAGCAGAAUGUUGUCUGUGCUGUAUACUUACAGCUUUUCAUAUUUGAAAUUUGUAUAGAUUUUCUAUUUGUUGUGUCCUAAUUUCACAGCACUGGUGUUCGCCAUUCUCUUGCUAUGUAUAUUCAGGAGGGAAAGAGUGGUGUGUCAAAUGAUAUCCUGUUGGGUUGUUUUGUUAAAGAGUUUACAGUCAACAUUUUUAAUAUGGUCAUGUAUAUCUCAUGUCACUCAUUCACUACAGAAACAGUUCUUUCAACAAACCAUUUAAUGUUGUUAUAUCUUAUAGAUAUCCUGUUCACAGGCUAGUGUGUAAGAGGCAAAACUCCUAUGGUUAAGUGCAAUAUUAAAAUCUCUUUAAAGAAAUGUCCUAAUGUACAUGUUUGAAUAAUAAAGGCACAGAGAUUCAGAUAGUUUUACUCCUAACUGAGCUGUGAACUAAUUUAUACAGGACUUUUCUCAUAACUUGUAGUCAAACAUCUACAUAUUAAACCAGAAUGAUUUUGCACUUGUUUUUCCUUUUUUGUGUUCCGUUGUGUUUGUAUUUUGAAUAUGUGAUUGUUCUAUUAGAGAUGAAGAGCACAGAUGUUUAAUGCGUGUGUAUGUUUUGAGUAACAAAGUUGUACAUUUUGGACAUGUAUAAGAAGUGUUUAAACAGUUUACAGUUUGUUUGAUUUGCUUCUCAUGUAAACAUCGUAUGAUGUUAGGCUUUUGGAUUUAUUUUUUUUCACAUCACUGAAUGGCCAUGCACUUGAGUUUUUUUUUUUUUUGUGUGUGUGUGUAUUUAAUGGGUUAUGUGGUUUUUCCUCACACUUGAUGCUAACUUGUUGUAAUUUAAAGUGCUGUUGCCAGUUUGUUAUUUUGAGCCAAACUAAUAAUUAAACUAAAAAAAUGUUUUCUGAAAAAUAAAGUUGCUACUGAAACACCUCUAAAUGACUGGAAAUUAUUUAAUGAUAGUUUCUAUCAUUAGAUAAUUCUAGUUAAUCAUUAGAUAACCUUUAUAAUGAAUUGUUUGUAAAGACUAUUGUAACCUUUCAACGUAUGUAUGCAGUCUUUUGCAUUUGUACUUGAUGUGUAACUUACCAUAUGUUUAUUUCUUCUCUCAAGAAGGCUCAUUCAUUGAAGGUUCAUGUACAUGUGGAAAUUUAAAUGCAGCAAUGCUGGAUUUUCCUAAAUGAGACAAACCUUGUUUCAGUUAAAAGUAAAUUUAAUUUUUUUUUUUUUUAAACGUGUAACUGAAACAUGUUGUGCUUUUUCUCUGGAAUUGACAUCACUAUUAUGUGAAGUCUGUCCAAUUCAGAGUGUUUGACAGAAGUAUGAAAUUAUGUUCUCUUUAAUAUUUGAAUGUUUGUUAUUCCACUGUGUUCAAUGCAAAUGUGUGUUCGCAAAAGCUGUUUGGUCUGUGUGAUUGUAAAGACUGGCUUGUUUCUGGACCCAUACUUUUUUAAUAAAGUGCUUUUUCCCUCUCUA